Molecule: messenger RNA, 2664 nt
Organism: Chaetomium strumarium
Lineage: Eukaryota; Fungi; Ascomycota; Sordariomycetes; Sordariales; Chaetomiaceae
Product: prion-inhibition and propagation-domain-containing protein
Exons: 3
Coding region: 186-2381 (731 amino acids)
Source: RefSeq, a predicted model, not a curated record
CGGUCCACGAUGCAUGCUGCAGCAGCCCGCGUGCUCCGCCAGGAACCAAGUUGAAGGGAGCCCGGAGAGCCGUUGCCAUCAGGGCAUACAAAAGUCUGGGCUCUCCUGAGCAAGCCCGGACCAUUCCAUUCCCAUCCUCCGACAUAUACAUAAUUAAUUAAUCCAUCAAUACAGAUACAACAGCCAUGGAACCAGGCACGUACAUCUCAAUCGCACAGAUUGCCUUCGAGGGGGCGUGUCUCGCCGUCAAGACAUUCCGGCACGGCCUCCACUUCAGCGAGGAUGCCGAGCGGCUGGUGCUCGCCCUCGAAGUCGAGCGAUUCCGCCUGCACAUCUGGGGCGAGAACGCAGGGCUCGCGCCUCCCGACGGGCAGCGCGCGACACUACCGGAUCGGCUGGUGCCCAUAUGUGGAAUCCUGAAGGAAUACCUCUCGCAGAUCGAGAACCAGUUCCAGAACGCCGAUGUUAUGAGCAGCCGCUACGGGCUGGUAGUGACCGAGGCGCCGCCGACCAAGUCCGCGCUGGUCCGGCAGCUGGUCGAACGGAUGCAGCGGUCCAUCCACACGUCCGGAAGGAGUGGAAUCAGACUGUCAGGAGUCAGCAAGAGCGAAGAAGAUGGCGACGAUGAUGAGAAGUGGGAAGGCGAUGCAGACGCCGCGAACCUGGAUCAUCCUCCGGAAAGGACGGAGAGAAGAAAGACGUCGACGUGGAAAAAGGUGCGGUGGGCGGUCCGGGAUCUCGACAAGUUCGACAGCCUCGUCAAGGACCUGGCCCAGCGCAUCAACAAACUCAACGAGCUCAUGACGGAGACGCAGCUGCGCAAAACGCGCGAGGACAACUACCGCGUCAACAUGGUGGUCGUGGGUAGCGCCGUCGACGAGGCCUCGCUGGAACUGAUCCGCGCCGCCGUGCGCGGGCAGCCCGACACCUCCCAGGUGCGCGCCGCCGUCGAGCGCAAGGCACUGACAGUGGCCGGCAGCAGCCCCUCGGCAUCGUCCCGUAGCGCCGCUGCCGUGAACACGUCGCGCUUGCAGGCCCUGUCGCUCGACGAGUUCAUCCUUCCCAGCGGAUUCGCCGACCUGAAGCGCUUCAUCACCUUCAAGCACUCGGACUCCUGCGGCUCGGCCGCCUACGGCGGUCCCUACCUCCUAGAGCGCAAACCCUUCGACGCCAGCAUGCUGCCCGCCGACAUGGCCGUCCUGACCAGUCGCAUCCAGCGCCUGGUGCUGCUCCUCCAGAAACCCAAAACCCCGGACUUCCGCACCCCGCACGCCGAGGGCUGCAUCCGCGACCCGACCAACUCCUGCUGGUGGAUCGUCUUCCGCUACCCUCCCCCCUUAUUACCAUCAUCAGCAUCAGCAUCUCCCCAACAACAACAACAACAACAACAACAACAACAACAACAACAACAACAACAACCAGACCUCCUUCGCCGCCAGCUACUACUACUACUACGCUCCUCCUCCACCAAGGGCGGCGCCCCGAUCUCCCUCCUGACCCUCCUCCAACCCUCCGCCCGCUUCCGCCCGCCCCUGGAACAGCGCGUCCGCCUGGCCAGCACGCUCUGCACCACGCUCUCGGAACUCUACCUCUCCGGCUGGCUGCACAAGGGCGUGCGGGCCGAGAACAUCCUCUUCCCGCUCGCGGGGGUGUCACUAUCCUCCUCCUCCCCACCACUCCCCUUAUUAGAAAAAGAAGAAGAAAAAGAAAAAGAAGAAAAAAUGCAGCGCAUCCUCGCUUCCCCCCUGAUCGCCGGGUUCGACUACUCGCGACACGAGACGGAGCGCGCCACGAUCGACCGCGCGAGGAGGGGGGUGGGCGGCAAUAAUGCGGUGGCCGCGGCCUUGUACAGGCACCCGAGCUACCAGGGCGAGGCGGCGCAGGGGUAUCGGGUGCAGUAUGAUGUCUACUCGGUCGGGUUGGUGCUGGUGGAGAUUGCGCUUUGGAUGCCGCUGGCUUCGUUCCUGGAUGCGAAGAAGAAGAGGGUUGAUCAUCAUCACGCGAGUGGUGGUGGUGGUGGUGCGGCGGCGGUGACGAGGGAUUUGGUGGCUGCUUUGCAGUUGGGUGCUAGCAGUGCUGGUAAAGUGGGUGAUGGUGACGGUGGUGGUGGGAGUGUGGAGUUGUCGGGCGACAUGAAGGUGUUUCAUGAACCGCAUGCCUUGGAGCUGAAGAAACGGGUGACGGCCAGGGUGGAGGCCGAGUUGGCCUUUCGGGUUGGAUCGCCGUUCUAUCGGGCGGUCAAGUUCUGUUUGGAGUUUGCGGGCAGGAAUAACGGAGAGGAGGUGGAUGAUCCGGGCGAGGUCGGUGUGCAUCCGGCGAUGGAGUUCUACGACAAUGUGGUUGUGCCAUUGGCUGGGCUGGCUUCGAAUUUACAAGACUAGGUACCUACCAAGGUGAGAAUGAUUCGAUGGAGAUUGCGCAGCUGCAAAUCAGACUCUAGAAGCGUAAGCACCGCAUGAGAGCGUGGGAAGUAUUAGAUGCUCAUCGGGCAUAGGGAGUACGAUGUAUGUUUACUCAAUACAACAGAGUGGACUGUGGUCCCACAACAUAUCGAAUGUACAAAUGGCCAUGACUCACUCAGCUACAAGUGGAUUUUUCUACUGCUGCCUAGCUGCAUGCUACGCGGCCAUCUGCGAAACGGAUACGGAAGAGCUGAAUACCAGC